Molecule: messenger RNA, 3323 nt
Organism: Piliocolobus tephrosceles (Ugandan red Colobus)
Lineage: Eukaryota; Metazoa; Chordata; Mammalia; Primates; Cercopithecidae
Gene: GTF2E1
Product: general transcription factor IIE subunit 1
Exons: 5
Coding region: 117-1436 (439 amino acids)
Biological process (GO): transcription initiation at RNA polymerase II promoter
Cellular component (GO): transcription factor TFIIE complex
Source: RefSeq, a predicted model, not a curated record
GUCGCGCAAGGGGCGUGGCUCAUUUAAGCUGAGGUAGUUGAAGAGCUGAGGGCGGCUGUAGUGGGAGUGUUCCAGGAUUCGCUUUGUAUAUUUAAAGUUGGAGUUCGUUGCUAAAGAUGGCAGACCCAGAUGUCCUCACUGAAGUUCCAGCAGCAUUGAAGCGGUUAGCCAAGUAUGUGAUCCGGGGAUUUUAUGGCAUUGAGCAUGCCUUGGCCUUGGACAUCUUGAUCAGGAACCCCUGUGUGAAAGAGGAGGAUAUGCUGGAGCUGCUCAAGUUUGAUCGGAAGCAACUUCGAUCAGUUUUGAAUAAUUUAAAGGGAGACAAGUUUAUCAAAUGCAGAAUGAGGGUAGAGACUGCUGCAGACGGGAAAACUACUCGCCAUAACUACUACUUCAUCAGUUAUCGUACUCUUGUUAAUGUGGUAAAAUAUAAAUUGGACCACAUGAGGAGGAGGAUUGAGACCGAUGAGAGAGAUUCGACCAACCGGGCUUCCUUCAAAUGUCCUGUCUGUUGUAGUACUUUCACAGACUUAGAAGCUAAUCAGCUCUUUGAUCCUAUGACAGGAACUUUCCGCUGUACUUUUUGUCAUACAGAGGUAGAAGAGGAUGAAUCAGCAAUGCCCAAAAAAGAUGCACGCACACUUUUGGCAAGGUUUAAUGAACAAAUUGAGCCCAUUUAUGCAUUGCUUCGGGAGACAGAGGAUGUGAACUUGGCCUAUGAAAUACUUGAGCCAGAACCCACAGAAAUCCCAGCCCUGAAACAGAGCAAGGACCAUGCAGCAACUACUGCUGGAGCUGCUAGCCUGGCAGGUGGGCACCACCGGGAAGCAUGGGCCACCAAAGGUCCUUCCUAUGAGGACUUAUACACUCAGAAUGUUGUCAUUAACAUGGAUGACCAAGAAGAUCUUCAUCGAGCCUCACUGGAAGGGAAAUCUGCCAAAGAGAGGCCCAUUUGGUUGAGAGAAAGCACUGUCCAAGGGGCAUAUAGUUCUGAAGAUAUGAAAGAAGGGGGCAUAGAUAUGGAUGCAUUUCAGGAGCGUGAGGAAGGCCGUGCUGGGCCUGAUGAUAAUGAAGAGGUCAUGCGAGCACUGCUCAUUCAUGAGAAAAAGACUUCCUCUGCCAUGGCUGGUUCAGUGGGGGCAGCCGCUCCAGUGACCACUGCCAAUGGCAGUGACUCGGAAAGCGAGACCAGUGAGUCAGAUGAUGAUUCUCCACCCCGUCCGGCAGCUGUGGCUGUGCAUAAACGAGAAGAGGAUGAAGAAGAAGAUGACGAGUUUGAAGAAGUAGCAGAUGACCCCAUUGUCAUGGUGGCUGGCCGUCCGUUCUCCUACAGUGAAGUGAGCCAACGGCCAGAGCUAGUGGCCCAGAUGACACCAGAAGAAAAGGAAGCAUAUAUAGCCAUGGGACAACGCAUGUUUGAGGACCUCUUUGAGUGAGAUUUCCCUACUUCUUUCUCCUUUCUCUAAUGCUCAGUUCAAAAAGAAAUGUCUCAUCUUUGAAGAAAAGUAUUUAAGUGGCUUUCUGCCCCUCUUGAUGGUGAUCCUUGUGCAAAGAAUGAUGGUAGAGAGUUUGACUUUUAUGCCAGAAACUUUCCCAGCAAGGUGGGGUGCUGGGAAUCCUACCCUUCCUUGCUGUCACUACAGUACUAAUAUUUUACUGUAUUUUCUUUUCUUUUCUUUUUUUUUUUUUUGAGACAAAGUCUCACUCUUGUCUCCCAGGCUGGAGUGCAAUGGUGCAAUCUCGGCUCACUGCAACCUCUGCCUCCUGGGUUCAAGUGAUUCUCCUGCCUCAGCCUCCCAAAUAGCUGGGAUUACGGACACCUGCCAUCACACCUGGCUACUUUUUUGUAUUUUUAGUAGAGACGGGGUUUCACCGUGUUAGCCAGGAUGAUCUCGAUCUCCUGACCUCGUGAUCUGCCUGCCUCAGGCUCCCAGAGUGCUGUAUUUUCUUACCUAAUUUUUUUCUUGCCUUACUAAGACGUAAUUUUCUCCCUUCUGAAAUGAAUGAGGGAAGUUCAUAAGGUAAAUCCUUCCCAUCCAUCUGUUUACUACAAUAGGUUACAAUAAUUCACUGAUCACAUCCAUUUUAUCUGUUCUAGCCAGGCAUUCCAAACAAUUUCUUAUACUGCUGUCCACCAAAGCAGCUUGCCAACAGUCAAAUCAUUGAUGGUGGGGGGGGGGAAAUCCUGAAACCUGCUUAGAAUUUGAACAUUUCCUCAAAAUUGAGAUAGGUCAAUAUGUAAUGGGAGGUGGGAGUGUGUGUGGAAGGGGGAUAGAUAUACUUGAGUCUCAUGAUUAAUGUCUAAACCAGAAUUUGUGUCUUUAGAACUGACCAGACUGGUAGAUUUAAUUGUGUUGCUUAAUGUCUUUUGGUUUGGGUUUGGGAUGAUAGAAAACAGAAAGUAUAAUUGGUAAACCCUUAGGAAGAAACUAGAAAAACACGGACAUUGGACGAGAAGUCUGUGUAAAGGGUUGAAGAGUGACAAACAUUGUGAACAGUGCCUUAGAACUGUAUCAGUUAGUUUGAUUUGCAAAUCCUUUAUAUAAAGCUGAGACUGGUCCUGGUUUUGUUCCCUUUGGGUACAGACCUCUUGUCAGUGCUAUAAAUUGUUUAAUGAGGCCAUUCCAGCAGAAAUCAACAUAGAAUAAUUGAUUACUCUUCUCUGUCUCUGUCACUCUCCCUCUUUCUAAACAUCAUUGAAGGCUGUCUCUCUUUUGAUUCUUGUCAGACAUGGUAUUUUAGGGUGCAUCCAGUAUACCAUUGAGCAUUGUAACCUCAAGAAACAGUUUAUUUUGGGUUCUGAUAUGUAGCAUGGUAUUUUCCCUAAGGCAGAACUUCAAAGAACUUUCACACAAGGGUCUAUAACAAUUGUAUAUCUUAAAGUAUUUUUCCUUGCAUUGUAAUUUUUAAGUAUUUAUCAUUUUAUAGUACACGUGUAAAGAAUAUAUGAGCCUUGUAUGGAGUGAUGUUUCAUUUACCUGGAUUGUAUUAAUGACUGAAUGUUGACAAUAAAUCUAUUUUAUACUGACUGAAAUUUGUUCAUUUUAAGCUCUGUAACAUCUUGGAGCAUAUUAAAAUGAAUAUUCUUCCCAUUAAAAAAUGUUAAAGACUUUUUUAUUAGUCAUUUUAAAUAAUAGAUGCAUCAUAUGGGAUCUAAACUUUUUGUGCAGUAAGAUACCUUUGUACCUUGUAUACAUAUUCAACUUUUACACUUGAUCUUAGCCAAAAGACCAGGAAGCAAUACUAUUCAGCUUUUAAACAUUGUUUUUUAAACUUUUAUAGUUCUAGAAGUUAAUUUAAAUAAAAUGGUAAUCAGAUGUUAA